UACCAUUACAAGGGGUGCAGGAAACGUGCGAAGUUGUGUGUUGACGAUGGAUUUGCACUUCCGUAUUUUUUCGUGAACAAAACGCAAUAUAGGCUUUGUCUUUACUUUAGUGCUUAUCUCAUUUCCGCAACGAAAAAUCCCAUUCUUUUACGCUCUUAUUUCGUGAAGAUUCAAGCUCGAAAUUAGUUGACUUCCGUCAAUAAUCCUUUAGUAGUCUCCUCACCUCAAACAGGCCCACGGCUCGCUCGUACUCGCCGACCCCGGCCCCGGCCCCGUCGGCAACUGACGAGUUUCGUUGAGAAUCCCGACUACUAUGGGCGUGACGCUGAUUGUAAUGUAAGCGAGUUCACUAAAACUCUUGCCAAAAUGGAUUCAAGGGAAGCACUAGUAAGACAAAGAAAGAAUGUCCCCUCUGACAAGGGCAAGACGUCUGUUGAUUCUAACCAAACUGAGCCAGCUAAAAAAGAUCGAACUCAAAGGAAAGAAGACUUAAUUCAAGAUGAUGAUGCCGUCGAUGGUGUGGAUUGGAAAUGUGGGAUGGUAAUUCUGCUUCUUGUAUUUGCGAUUGUGUUUUUAGGCAGCGUGACAUUUGGAUCUAGAUUUGCCCUUCCAAUCUCUCUAUUUAGCAGAGCGAACAUUGAUCAACCAAUGGGACAAACGGAACAGAAAUCAAAUCCAACGUUUCGGGAUCAAAAACCAAGUGAAAGUCGUUCAAUUCAUCAAAGUCAUGAUGGCAGUCGGGUCUUGGAAGCUAAUGAUGAUGAAAUCUCAAUGGAUGAAAUUCUGGAGCAUUCCAAAGAUCAGAAGAUGAAUGGAGAGGCGAAAAUGAAGGAAGAUCUCCUGAAAAUCGAGUUGGACAAACCCACAAUUCUCUGGUGGACCGAUUCUUUGUUUCCCCACGCCCAUCGAGGUCACAUCUCAGAAAUCAACUGUGGAGAGCAUACUUGCCUGUCAACAAGUGAUAAAAAGGUGUUACCAGACCCGCUAACAAGAGGCAUUUUAUUCUAUGGAACAGAUUUCAGAACAUAUGAAGCACCUCUCCCGAGGAAACCGUGGCACGAGUGGGCACUCCUUCACGAAGAGUCGCCAAUGAACAAUUACGCCUUGGUUCAUGGAAUGAGACUUUUUAACCACACAGCAACUUUUAAAAGAAUAUCAGACUACCCAAUCACAACACAUUCUCUUACAAAUCUUGAAUAUUUAACUGAAAGAAAACCUGUUCCGAUUGAAGUAAAGAACAGAUUACGAAAAAAUAAAUUUGCGCCAAUUCUCUAUGUACAGUCUCAUUGUGAUGUAGCAGCAGACAGGGAUAGAUUUGUCAAGGAGCUUAUGAAACAUAUUAAGGUUGAUUCGUAUGGUGAAUGCUUGAACAACAAGAAGAUUCCUGAUCAUCUGAGCGAUCCCGUUGAUUCAAUGGAAUCUGAACAGUUUUACGAUUUCAUCUCAAAAUACAAAUUCCACCUUGCUUUUGAAAACGCCAUCUGCGAUGACUACAUCACCGAGAAGUUCUUUCGCCCGUUUCACGUCGGAUCUGUGCCGAUCUACAAGGGGUCCCCUUCAGCCCGCGAUUGGGCUCCAAGCAAGAAAUCGUUCAUCAAUGUUGACCAGUUUGACUCCCCGGAACAGCUUGCUUACUUCAUCGAACUCCUAGAUACAAACGAUGACAUUUACUUAGAUUAUUUAUCAUUCAAGGAAAGAGGCAUCACAAACGGAGCUCUGUUAGACAACAUGAAAAAUCGUGACUAUGCAAUCAAUGAGUGGAAUCGGCACAGCUUCAUCUCGGGAUUUGAGUGCCAUGUUUGCAAGAAAAUAUCUGAGAGGUACAAAGCAGAGCUAGACCCGAGUCGGCCUGCCCCGGAGAAGAAGAUGGGAGAUAACUCUCACUUGGGAUGUCCUCCACCCGAGCCAUCGGUCGGAGACAUAGCAGAUAUACCUGCAACUGAUGGGAUUCACAACUGGAUACAAGACUAUUGGGGAAUGAGAGACCAGGUGGUGGCACUGGAGGAAAUGAUCAAAAACGGCGAAAAAGACUCGUCAAAACUUUUUGAAUUCAUGGAGACAAUGUAUUAUGACGACCGUCAGCCUUGAUGAAGAAAUCAGGGGAGCGUUUCAUAAAACUGUUUGUCAGUGACAGCUGUUAUAAGCUACUGAAACCCUUGCAUCUGAUUGGCCAAGAGCAAAGUUGUCUGUGAUAUGCACUGACAAUAAGCUUCCUGAAAUGCUCCACUGAGGCGUAUGUAAAGCCUAGUGCCUUACCUAUUGAGGCGUCCGCACACCUUACGAUUGCUCUGCCACCCGAUUUCAGAAUGAAAUGUAGUAGAAUUUGAUGCUAAUAUUGAGACUUGGAAUAUCUCACGGUGUAAUGUUCUAAAUCAUUGUACGAAUAC
Lytechinus variegatus (green sea urchin) is the source of this 2387-nucleotide messenger RNA. It is a transcript of the gene fut11, whose product is annotated as alpha-(1,3)-fucosyltransferase 11-like. The transcript is spliced from 2 exons. Gene Ontology annotation, molecular function: alpha-(1->3)-fucosyltransferase activity. Lineage: Eukaryota; Metazoa; Echinodermata; Echinoidea; Temnopleuroida; Toxopneustidae. The coding region runs from base 367 to 2088 and encodes 573 amino acids. Gene Ontology annotation, cellular component: membrane. The record is from RefSeq and is a predicted model, not a curated record.